ACAUCAGGUCUCAAUCUUGCUGUGUAAUUAUAUUUUCAGACUGGACUAUGUGGAGUUACCAAGUGCUGUACAGAAAGUGGAUCAAAAGGACUGUGAAGAAGAGGUGUCAGCCAAGACGGAGACUGGACCUUUCAACAAGGCAGAUGAGAGGGACCUUGCUAUAGGGUUUGGUGUGGCUACAGUGGCUUUACUUAUCCUUAUAGUUAUUAUUGUGAUCAAUGUGUUCCGACGUGGAAAUGGGUGUAGGAUGUGUUCAUCAAGUCAACCAGGAUACACUUUUGCUAAUGCAUCGGAAAGAGAACACUUGGAUGCCAGUAACACAGCACGCAACGAUUAUGUGGAUGAUGAACUCAAACAUAUAGAACCAAUGUACGAAGAGAUUCACGAUCGUACAAACGCGAAGAAAAAUCUUGAUUUUAAUGAAGAUAUUCAACCGCCCAGCUAUCAAAAUUCACACGGAGAAGAUUGUAGUGAAAUGAAUGGUACUAAAACCUUCCCAACAGAUGGUGUCCAUAGGCGACCAGUCACACCAAGUGCCCCAUACGAGGAGGAACUACAAAAAACAUCUUGUAAAUCUGUGCCAAAUGAAUACAGCGUGUUCGGAGAUAGUGCACAACAAUGUCCACAACUAAGAUCAGGAAAUUGUGAUACCAUUGAGAAAAACUGUGACAAUUCCAUCUCAAGUGAACAUGCAAAUAUCGAGGAAUUAGAUAAAGACAUUACAAAAGACGAAGAUCUAAAAUCAGAGUUAGAGGAUAAAAAUGAACUUACAAAAGACAACAAUGUGUUAAAUGACACUGAACUGCCUUCUAACUCAAGUAAAACAAUAGAUAAUUCAAUGGCUAAUGUAACAGCGGAGUCAGACGAUAUAGUGUCCAAUAAAUCUGUACAUUCCUAUGAAAAUCUCAACAAAACUGGAGGAUCCUCGGUUGAGGAUUAUGAACCUCUGACAUAUGAUGAUCGUGAGGUGUGUUUUAAUACUUCUACUGAUGUGUCAGAUGAUGUUAAAACAUCUGUUAAAAGUUUACGCGAGGAAAAUGCAUGAUCACUUAAUUGCCAGUCAAACUGGUGUAGCCAUGCCAUAUAUAUAUGUAGUGAAUAUAGUAUUGUAAAUACUAAACUUGUUGACAGAGGCAGUGUAAGUGAAUUUAGUGUGUGAAUAUAGUAUGAAGACUUCGCAGAUAGUGUCAAGGUUGAUGGUCGUGGAAGUGUAAGUCCGACAAGGGGACUCAAUUGGCCCUGUUUAAAAUUUGGAUUAUUUACAGGUCAAUUUACAUUGAAAAUUGAUAUACUUUGGACAAUUAUAGUUCAUACAAGAAAUAUAUAUGUUAUAUAUAGAGUUACUUUUUGAAAAAUAAUCAAUAUUAUUUGUUUUUGUUCUUUUUUUUAUAUUUUUGUUCAAAACUGAAAAACAUUUAGUUAGAGAAUUUUUAUAUUUAAUUGUUCCUUUCCUUAAAAACUAUUGAAGUUGCAUAUGAUUUAAUGAAAAGUAAACUAAAUAUUAUAAUUCUGUAUUAAGAUGACAAUUUAUCUAAAGUGGCUUGAUUUUCAUAAUAUCAAUCAAAUUUAUAUAUAAAAAUAUAUACAGUUUUAGAAACUCAAAUUCAAAGUGUGGUGGUGUGGCCGAGUGGUCAACAUGUUGAACUAGUAAUCUAGGGAUUGCUGACCAGAUAUGGGUUCAAACCAAGUAAGGGGCAAGCCAUUGUUUCCUUGAGCAAGAAACUUUACAUUCAUUGCUUAAUACUGGUUGGUUCCAGGAACGGAUUCGAGGGGUGUUUUAAUAAGCUUAAAACUUCCAGCACAAUCUUACUAAAAUAAAUUUGUAUAAAAUAAACUAAAGGGUACCCAUCACAGCCAUGUUUCUCUGAUGUAUUAGUACUAAAACUGGUUUACUUCUUACUGCCUGAAACAUACUUGCUAUUAAUUCAAAUUAUGCUCAGAGCUUUCAUCUCAAAUUAUUUAUAAAAAAAACCCAUAAUAGUAACUUUAUUCUACUAUCUAUUUUAUAAUGCCUUUAUAUACAGAGCAAAACAAUAUUGCCUUGUCCAAUAUUAUACCAUUUGCUAUAAACCAUGUAUAGGCAGGCCUGUUAAAAUAUUUAAAGUAUUGAUCCCAUAGUUUCGUGACAAUAAAGUUUUAUGUUGUAUUGGCUAUACAUAAUUCAAAUGCAUUUGCAAAAAACACACAAAAAGAUGAUAUUGAUUAACUGUAACAUGAGGCCUUUGUCUGUUUUAUCCCACAUUAUUUCUCUGUUCUGUUAGUCAGUAGGAAAUAAUAACUUUGAAAAAGGCGCUUUUCUCUAUAAUACAUUGGAAUUUCAAAUCAAGGCAUAGAUCUGUAUAAAGGGGAUUUUAUCAUUUGUACCUUUAAUCUGAUGUAAUAUUGUAUGUCCCGACCCCUCCCCAA
Messenger RNA from Ruditapes philippinarum (Manila clam), 2406 nucleotides. RefSeq lists its product as uncharacterized. The record is from RefSeq and is a predicted model, not a curated record. NCBI's taxonomy places the organism in Eukaryota, Metazoa, Mollusca, Bivalvia, Venerida, Veneridae. Bases 248 to 1045 code for a protein of 265 amino acids. The transcript has 4 exons.